Molecule: messenger RNA, 911 nt
Organism: Clunio marinus
Lineage: Eukaryota; Metazoa; Arthropoda; Insecta; Diptera; Chironomidae
Source: the annotation of a GenBank genome assembly
AAUCAGCAUAAAAACAUUAUCAAAUAUUUUUAUUUUUUAUGUUUUCAAAACAUUCUGUAUCAUUUCAAAAUUGAAAUAUAUUAAAACCUUUGUCUCAAACAGCAACGAAACAUAUUACACAGUUAAAUCAUUUCAAAAAAAUGGACUCUAUCAAUUCAAUUAAGUCAGCUCAAUUAAAUGGAUCUGCUAAUCAAUAUGAGAUACCAGCAACUAUGCGAAAGGAUGGAAGUUGGAGAAAAGCUCGAAGAGUUAAACCUGGUUUCGUGCCUCAAGAGGAAGUUCCACUUUACACUCCGAAAGGUAAGAGAGUAGCACAGACAUCACAAUAUCCACCUGGAUGGCACCCAACAGUAGCAACAACUUCCGCCAAGACUAAACCUGAGAAGCCUAAACAAAUAACCAUUGAAAAGCCCAAGGAGAAACCUGCAGAAAUAAAGGAUAAAAAGAAUGUACCGGAAAAAAUUGAUGUUAAAGAUGUUACUGAAAAGAUUCAAUCCAUCAGUUUAUCCUCUGAAGCUUUAAACGAUCCAACGAUUGAAAUAUCAAAAAAACUUAAACGAUUGAGAAGGCGACUUCGUGAAUCCGAUGCAUUAAAUGACAAGAUUGUGUCAGGUGAGAUUACAAGUCCCGAAAAAGAUCAGCUAGAAAAAAUCGCACGAAGAAAAGAGUUUGAGAAAGAGAUUGAGCAAUUAGAAGAAGAGAGACUUAAGCUGAGACAACUCAAACCUAUGAAAAAUACUUAAGAAUAAGUGUUCGCUCAAAACAAAUUAUUGAAACCAAUAAACUAUUUUGACCGAACUAUCCUCUGAAUUAUCUUAAGAUUCUGAUGAAAAUAUUUCAAUGAUUAUAAAUGAAAUAAGAAAAAGCGGAUAUGUUAAAUAUCAAAAAGAUAAAAUCUGAAAAUAUCUGAG